UGUAUUUAAAGGUUGUGAACCGAGGGACGUUUGAAAUCAAACUAGUAGCAUUUGAGGGAAGUGUUUGCCAGCGGCCACAUUGGAAAUUAUAUUGGCGAAUAUGGAUUCUUCUUCCAGACUCAAGAUGACAAAGGACAUGAAACACAACAAAGUGAAGACAAGCAUGGAUGGUCCAAAGCGGAUUCCCGUGUCACAGCCGUCUCAGUCGGCUGUAGUUGCACCACCUCCACAUCAGCGAGUUCUAGGCUUGUCAAAUGGACCUCAGCGCAUUCAGCGUCCUAUGAGCCACCAGAAAUCUGCAUCUCAUGUCUCGGUUGUUGUCAAAUCUGCAAACCCCGCUGAUCAGAAUGUUAACCCUACUACUCUGAGUAGAAGUCGGGCAAUGCAGCCCAAACGUGUGUCUCAGCAAAUCCAACCAAAGGCAAUCGUGCCCAAGGCGAUUCCAGAGCCAGACAGGCCCCCAUCGGAACCGGCAAAGCUGGAGAAGCCACAGACCAAACUUCCUAAGAUUGAUGCUGCAAAAGCCUCUUCAACAGAUAGCCACCGAUGGAGCCUGGGGAACUUUGACAUUGGCCGUCCCUUAGGAAAGGGUAAAUUUGGCAAUGUGUACCUCGCCAGAGAGCAACAGAGUAAGUUCAUCUUGGCCCUGAAGGUGCUCUUCAAGAAGCAGCUUGAGAAGGCGGGGGUUGAGCACCAGCUGAGGAGGGAGGUGGAGAUCCAGUCUCACCUCAGGAGAUCUACGCUGUGUGGAACACUGGACUACUUGCCUCCUGAGAUGAUUGAGGGGAAAACUCAUGACGAAAAGGUUGACCUGUGGAGUCUGGGCGUCCUUUGCUACGAGUUCCUGGUUGGAAAGCCCCCCUUCGAGACUAAAAGUCACGAAGAGACCUACCGCAAGAUUUCAAGGGUUUUGGGUGGAGGGACACAAUGA
Messenger RNA from Notothenia coriiceps (black rockcod), 931 nucleotides. Its product is annotated as aurora kinase A-like. Gene Ontology annotation, molecular function: protein kinase activity; ATP binding. The transcript has 7 exons. Gene Ontology annotation, biological process: protein phosphorylation. The coding region runs from base 101 to 931 and encodes 276 amino acids. The record is from RefSeq and is a predicted model, not a curated record. Lineage: Eukaryota; Metazoa; Chordata; Actinopteri; Perciformes; Nototheniidae.